CUCGCACAAUCCCCAAUGGCUAUUCAAAUUCAAAUGGAAACACUGUGGGACUUUAUAAAAACGUUACUUUCAACUCAGUACCAUUGUCAAACACCUGUUUCUAGAUUCAUGUCUUCAAAAUCUAUAAAGAUAUAAACUUAGCUCCCAGAAAGUUCUAAACUUGAUACUUGAAAGCAAUCCAUCCAGAAAGGGAAAAAAAACAUGGCUGGUUCGAGAAAAGUGAAUGAUUUGUUGGAGGAAAAUAAGGGAAAUGUGGACACAAUUACAGGGUCUUUAUCCACUCAAAAGGGAGAGGAUAAGGAGAAUGUGUCGCCGGAGAAAGUCUCUACCUCUGUGGAAACUCGGAAACUAGAUCGAGCUUUGAAGUCUCAAUCGAUGAAGGGUAACUCUGGGUUUCCAACGGAAGUUACAAAUUUCAAAUCUUUCUCAACUGGUGGUCGAACAGCUCUGAAGCAGUCAUCACUGCAAGCGUGUAUGCAGAAGAACAGUGAGGUUGAUAAGAGUAGUUUCGGAAUGAAAACUUGGACUAGUGUUGAUUCAGAGCAUUCAAGUUCGUUGAAAGUGUGGGAGUUUUCGGAUUCUGAAGCUGCCCCUGCUUCCUCUUGGUCUACUUUGCCCAACAGGGCUUUGUUGUGCAAGACACUACCUUUGGAUGUGGGAAGAUGCACUUGUCUGAUUGUGAAAGAACAAUCACCUGAAGGCUUGAGCCACGGAUCUGUAUAUUCACUUUAUACACAUGAAGGUCGGGGGCGUAAAGACCGGAAGUUAGCAGUUGCUUACCAUAGCCGACGUAAUGGGAAAUCUAUAUUUAGGGUGGCACAGAAUGUUAAGGGAUUGCUGUGCAGUUCGGAUGAAAGUUAUGUCGGUUCCAUGACGGCUAAUCUCUUGGGUUCCAAGUACUACAUAUGGGACAAGGGAGUUCGAGUUGGUUCUGUAGGUAAAAUGGUGAAGCCGCUUCUUUCGGUUGUAAUAUUCACACCCACCAUAACAACUUGGACAGGGAGCUACAGAAGAAUGAGAACUUUGCUACCAAAGCAGCAGCCAAUGCAGAAAAACAACAAUAAGCAGGUUCAACAAGCUAGUAAACUACCGCUUGAUUGGCUUGAGAAUAAGGAAAAAAUUCAGAAGCUAUGCUCAAGGAUACCACAUUACAACAAAAUCUCCAAGCAGCAUGAGUUAGACUUCAGAGACAGAGGAAGAACAGGACUGAGAAUACAGAGCUCGGUGAAGAACUUUCAGCUAACACUCACGGAGACUCCAAGGCAGACAAUUCUUCAAAUGGGGAGAGUUGACAAAGCAAGAUAUGUAAUCGACUUCAGGUAUCCAUUCUCAGGCUACCAAGCAUUCUGCAUUUGCUUGGCUUCUAUUGAUUCCAAGCUUUGUUGUACUGUUUGAUCAUUAAUAAACGGACGAGUUCAAUCUCUGAACAUCCCUCCAAUGAUCAUCAUCUGUAUACCUUACUUUUCUACAUAAACAAUUCCUCUAUCUGAGUUUCACAAACUACCUCAGUACCUCUCAAAUCAAAUUCACCAUCAGAGGAAACUGAAAGUGGACAACUGUUAAAAAGAUUCAAACUUUAUUAUAUAAGAUUGUCACAAGAAAGAAUAAUCGAUGUGUCAAUGUUGAUUUUCACAACCGAGAUUCUGAACAACUAAAAAACAAAACUUAUCAGAAGAACAACACUUUAGCAAUCAUUUAACUCGCUGUAGAAAUCAGGCGUAAGGAAAGAAUCUAAAUCACCGAAGAUAACAUCAUCUUCCUCCGCCGUUAACUUGCCGGAGUUUUGACACCCGAAAUACGUCUGGAUAUCUUCCGGGAAGCUCCGACGAGGCGGAGCAAUCUCAGGUGGCGUCGAUGGUCCGAUUACCUCCUCUGCCACUAAAGGUGACGACUUCAAGAGCUUUGUUUUCCGAUCAUCGUUGUCCUCUGACGAAGAUUGACUCUGUGAUAAGUCAGACUCGUGGUUAGGUUUUAUAAAUGGGCUAAGAUCAGAAUGCGGACUCUCGAGGAGAUUAUUCGCGGUAUCGAUAGGGUUCUCCGGCACCGGGAGUUUCAGAUAACGGCUGAUGUCGAAGUUAGUAACGGCGUUGAGUCCACGGUACUCGAUAGCUGCGAUAUCGUACGCUAUAGCUGCUUCUUCUUGCGUCGCUACAAUAAAAGGGGUGCAAAAUGUCACAUUGAGAAGUUUAAGACAAUUUAUGAAACUUCUAAUUCUUUGGUUUGUUAAUUAUUACGUUUUACUCCCCAAACUAUUAUGGAUUUGCCUAAUACGUAAUAUUGUGCUACACAAGUGAAUAAUGCCAACAACAACAAAAUGAAAAUGCUACAAGUCAAUAAUCACGUUAGAUUUUUUUGAAAAUGUACUUUGUCCCGUUGAUAUAGGACAAUAUGUAAAACAUAUAAUAAAUAGAAUUAAAUUGGCCAGUAAAAUUGGAUGAGCAACUUAUAAUUUAAACCAUACAAUAAAUAAAUAUGUAUAAACAUAAGGAAAAACAAACUCUAUAAUAAAUUAAAGGCUUGACUAAGUGGUUGGGUUUGGUGAUCUAUUUCCCAACCAACACAAGAUCUGAUUACGUGCAUAUAUCAACCCCUUAUUAAAGAUUUCAAAGUAAAAAUGUUUGGUUAUAAUGAAGAGAGAAUCCCACAUAUAGCAUUUGUAGAAUUUGUUGUUAUCACAACUACCAUUUACCACCAUCCAAUUUAGUGAAUGUUUAUAAUUUGUAAUCAAAAUAUAUAUGUAUCAUACAAUCUUUUUGGUUAGGAAACUAACCACUAAUAAACUCAAAUGCAGGAGUAGUUUGAUAAAACAUUAGUGAAAACGUACAAGUUUGAUCAAAUGUGUCAAAUGAUAAUCGCAUAUUUACUUCUACUUGUCUUGAAUUUCAUCUAGUUAUGUUUUGCGUUUGGAGAUAUCAUGUUUUUUUCAUUAAUUACUGUAUAUAAAAAAUAAAAAAGUUUUCAAAAAGUUACCGUAAGUUCCAAGGUAUAAAUAU
Molecule: messenger RNA, 2993 nt
Organism: Arabidopsis thaliana (thale cress)
Lineage: Eukaryota; Viridiplantae; Streptophyta; Magnoliopsida; Brassicales; Brassicaceae
Gene: TLP8
Product: tubby like protein 8
Exons: 9
Coding region: 202-1395 (397 amino acids)
Biological process (GO): regulation of DNA-templated transcription
Source: RefSeq, marked reviewed